AUGCGUUGCUUCAUUGUAUUGUGUUUGGUAGCUGCUGCCUGUGCUCAAUCUGGCUAUAAUUAUCAAGCUGGUAGCAGUGGUGGUAAUAUCGGUGCUGCCUCUAAUACUGUUCCUUCAUUUGAUGUAGGCUCCUCGACUGGUGCUGUUCCCUCAUUUGCUUCUACCGGUGCUGAAUAUGGUCCCUCGGAAAAUAUUGGUGCUGCAUCUAAUACCGCCCCCGUUCAAACUGAACUUGAAAAGGAAUUCUACACUUUUACUGCCAACGAUGAAGACUUCAAUGAACCCGCUGCCUCCAACCAGCUCGUUAAUGCUAUGAAACAAGCUCUUCGUGUUAUUUUCAUUAAGGGCCCUGAAAAUAAUGGUUUGGAAGAUGCUGCUCUCGCCUUGACCAAACAAGCUGCUGAACAACAAACCGCCAUCUAUGUUCUUCAUAAACAAGCUGAUCUCUCAGAAUUGGCCAACAAAUUGCAGAAUAAUAAUGAAAAUGUCAAUCACAAACCUGAAGUACAUUUUGUUAAGUAUCGUACUCCUGAAGAUGCUGUCAAUGCUCAAAAAGCCAUCCAAGAUCAAUACGAUUCCUUGGGUGGUAAAACUCAACAUUUUGAUGGUGGUGUUGCUCCAGCUUUGAAUUUUGCCUCACAAGCUCCAGUUGCACCAUCUGAACCAGCUGUUGCCGCUGCUUCAAAUCCUGCCACCAGUGCUACUUAUCUUCCAGCCUCUGUGUUGCGUCGUUUCCGUUUGUAA
Molecule: messenger RNA, 744 nt
Organism: Musca vetustissima
Lineage: Eukaryota; Metazoa; Arthropoda; Insecta; Diptera; Muscidae
Exons: 1
Coding region: 1-744 (247 amino acids)
Source: RefSeq, a predicted model, not a curated record